Molecule: messenger RNA, 2495 nt
Organism: Coregonus sp. 'balchen'
Lineage: Eukaryota; Metazoa; Chordata; Actinopteri; Salmoniformes; Salmonidae
Source: the annotation of a GenBank genome assembly
GUCCAAAUCCUUAGCGGUUUAUUUAGCUAGCAAGUGAACACUUCUUCGUAUUUUUACCUUUCAUAGUGGCUAGAUAUGGCCGCUAGAUAUGACAGAGCUAUAACAGUAUUUUCCCCCGAUGGACACCUGUUUCAAGUGGAAUAUGCACAAGAGGCUGUGAAAAAAGGCUCUACUGCGGUGAGUGUUAUUAGCUAGCUAAAUUAGCCAGUUUAGCAAGGCUAACGUUAGCUUUAGUUAACGAGUUACUUUCCAUUCAGUCUUGCAUUUGUCAUACUUCAUUUGCUUUGUGAAUUUGAACUGACAAUUUACUAUGUCUGUGAAUAAGUAUAUUAUCUAGCUAAUUCAACUAACUAGCUAGCUAACUUUCUAACAACGAGAUACUCAUUCAGCGGGGACAGCAUGACUUGCAUGUUAUUGCUAACCUACCAACUAGCCCAACUAGCUAGCAAACACAGGUUUUGUUCCAGGUCGUCUUUAUUGCAGUCGCACUGAGCAUAUCAGAAAAUUGUAAUAUGCUGACUAAUCAUUGUUCUUUUGUGUAGGUGGGCAUCAGAGGGAAAGACAUUGUCGUUCUGGGUGUUGAGAAAAAGUCUGUAGCUAAACUCCAAGAGGAGAGGACUGUACGCAAGAUAUGUGCACUGGACGAUCAUGUUUGUAUGGCAUUUGCAGGUAAAACCAUCCAUAACAAACAUUUAGUCAUACACCCAGUCCGAACCACCUGUCUUAUCAAUCUGAUUAGCCUAGCAAACUAGUUAUUAUUGAGCCUUGCUGUAGUUAUAUCUCACUGAUUUUCAAUAAUCUUUGAUUUAAUUUCAGAUGCAAGGCCUGCUUUUUAGUUUGUGGAAGAUCAGGCAUUUUGUGUCAGUUUUGAGUAAAAGGUCUGAAAUGUAGAAUGUUGUGACUCAGACAUUGUCCCUCUCUUCUGUCCUUCCAGGUCUGACGGCCGACGCUCGUAUCGUUAUCAACAGAGCCAGGGUGGAGUGUCAGAGCCACCGGCUUACUGUAGAGGACCCUGUUACUGUGGAGUACAUCACACGCCACAUCGCCACACUCAAACAGGUAGGCUGCAUGCAAAACACACUGGUAUGAACAUUCUUCAUUGCCACACUCAAUCAAGGACGUGUUCAUUAGGGAACACUGCAGUAAAACGUUUUGCAACAGAAAAUAGAAAUGAGUGUUUCUUGGUAGUGGUAGUCCAUCCUUGAUUCAUUCAGGUUUCUUCCAUUUGGUGCCUAAUGAACAUGACCCAUGCAGGUAGUGUCUCUCACACAGUCAAACCCCCGUUGAGUAAGAAUGUGUCUCUCUCUUUAUCCCCCCCUUCAGCGUUACACACAGAGUAACGGACGCAGACCCUUUGGUAUCUCUGCUCUGAUCGUGGGCUUCGACUACGAUGGAACCCCACGGCUCUACCAAACAGACCCAUCUGGAACAUAUCAUGCCUGGAAGGUGUGUAGCACCGUUCUUUCUUAUGUCCAGUAGAUCACACUCUGCUAUCCUGCUUUAUGAGUAGAAAACAUAACACACAGGCCCACACACUAAUGCUGGCUUUAUCCAACCUGUUUGGUUAAUUCUUCACUUUGGGUGUGUGGUUUAUUCAGCCUAACUAUUUUGCAGGGUUGCUCAGUGUUCCAUUUUCUGUGUGUAACCUCUCUCGACCUUCUCCCCUGCAGGCCAAUGCCAUCGGUCGCAGUGCAAAGACUGUCCGGGAGUUUCUGGAGAAGAACUACACAGACGAGGCCAUCGCCACUGACAACGAGGCUAUAAAGCUGGCCAUCAAAGCCCUGCUGGAGGUAGGCUAACACAAGCACUAACAGUUGCUUGAUUCACACUAAGGCCAACAAGACAAGCUGUACUAGGCUGGCCUGAUUACGCAUCCACCAUAGUUGCUGGAAACGACAAUGUGAAACAAAAAAUAUCUGAGCUGGCACAAUAUGGUUCAUGUCGACCCUAUAAUGUGAAUGGGGCAACUAAGUCACUAAUGGUGGUUGAUGGUAAUGAACAGCAUGCUAACCUCCUGACCCUAUGCUCACAGGUUGUUCAGUCAGGAGGAAAGAACAUUGAGCUGGCAGUGAUCAGGAGGAAUCAGCCACUGAAGGUACACACACUAAAAGCUUAAAAGUAGUUAACUGACAACUUAUUCAUUCUAUGGACGCAUGUCUUUUGAAAUCAUUACUAAUUCCCUGUUUUGUACAUAUUUCUCUAUCAGCUUUUGGAGUCUAAAGAAAUCGAAACCCUCGUGGCUGAAAUCGAAAAGGAGAAAGAGGAAGAGGCAGAGAAAAAGAAGCAGAAGAAAUCCACAUAAAUCAAACUAGGCUGUCACAUGACCUGUUUUCAGUUUGUGUGAGGAUAAGAUAGGCUUCAAUAAGAAUGAACACGUUAAACAUCUCCUGUAUCCUACACACAUCCUGUAUCCUACACACACACUGACUCUUGUCUCCAUUUUAUAUUUUGUUCUGUAGUGUGGCUACUACUUCUCUGUUCACUGUUAUGUUAGC